Rosa chinensis is the source of this 1278-nucleotide messenger RNA. Its product is annotated as receptor-like protein EIX2. Gene Ontology annotation, molecular function: protein binding. The coding region runs from base 156 to 1025 and encodes 289 amino acids. The record is from RefSeq and is a predicted model, not a curated record. The transcript is spliced from 2 exons. NCBI's taxonomy places the organism in Eukaryota, Viridiplantae, Streptophyta, Magnoliopsida, Rosales, Rosaceae.
UUCAAAGUUUGUAUCUAUUGAAUUUGGGAAAGAAUAAAUUAUCUGGAAAAAUACCAAGCUCGUUAGGCAGUCUACAGGGAAUUGGGAUAUUGCGGUUACAUGAUAACAACUUUUCAGGAGAAUUGCCUUCUUUAGAGAACUGUACCGGAUUAUUGAUGGUUGACCUUGGCAACAAUAACUUGUCUGGAAAGAUACCAACAUGGAUUGACCAAAGCCUAAAAAACUUGGUGAUUCUACGCUUACGGUCCAAUGAGUUCAAUGGAAUCAUACCCUUCUCCCUGUGCAGUCUAGCUGCCAUUCAUGUUUUGGACCUCUCUCACAACAGUAUUUCAGGAGGCUUGCCACAUUGCUUCAAUAACAUAACCUCGUUGCCUACUAAUACUGGAGUUGGUGAAAAUGUGGAACUUGUGUGGAAAGGAAUAGAAAGAGAGUUUCCCAAUCUUAUAGGUAUGAGAAGCAUUGACAUUUCAAGCAACUAUUUGAUUGGGGAAAUUCCGCCAAGUAUAGCAAGUAUGACAGAGUUGAAAUCUCUGAACCUGUCUAGAAACAAAUUGACGGGAAAGCUUCCUGAAGACUUUGGUAACAUGAAGAUGUUGGAAUCUCUUGAUUUGUCAAGAAACCGGAUAUCUGGUAAAAUUCCUUCAAGUUUUGCGAGCUUAAACUUUCUUAGUGUCUUGGACUUAUCACACAAUAACUUGUCAGGAAGAAUUCCAUCAGGCACCCAACUUCAGGGUUUUAAUGCUUCUCAAUAUAUGGGAAAUCGUGGACUUUGUGGACCACCGCUGACACAAAGUUGUCCAGGAGAAGGAACUGAAAUUGAUAACAAAGAACAUGAUAAUGAUGGUCUCAUAAGCCUGGGAUUUUUUAUCAGUGUUGUGCUGGGAUUCGUCACUGGAUUUUGGAUGGUCUGCGGCAGUUUACUGCUUAAGACUUCUUGGAGAUAUGCUUAUUUCAGAUUCCUGGACAAUGCAAAAGACUGGAUUUAUGUCAAAACCGUUGUGUACAAGGCAAAACUGCAAAGGUGACUUCAAAGAUAAAUGGAGAUUCUGGAAUUCGAGGAAAUGAGCCUAAUGAUCCCGGAAGUGGAAAGAUUCAAGGGUUAAUGUUGAAGGUUUUCAGAUGUCGUUGCUUUCUCUUUCAGCAAGAAAUAAUUAUUAUGCUUUUAUCUCUUCAGAAAUGUGUGUGAAUAAUGGAUUGUAUGUAGUAUGAGCUGGUAUCACUUUUAUUCCAUCUUUCUGGCUGUAAUUUAAACCUAGCUUUCUCGAUUGAUUUCAAAAU